AACAGCCAGACCGGACCGGAGCAACCCAAGCCGAAGAAGCGGAAGAAGCCUCGUUGACUGCCUACCUUUCUCGCCUCGUCUUCCCCGAAGCCGUGCUGCUGCUCUUCCCCCUUUUCCCUGCUCCGCCCCGCCCCGCUCCGCUCGAGAGCUCGCCACCGGCUCCUCCCGUCCGCUCCCUCCCCCGCGCCCCGCGGCUCGCAGGUCAAACAGAUAGGAUCAUUUGGGGCAGGGACUGUGGUUGUUUGGGUGGUUCUUGACAGCAUGAACUAAAGUGGAAAUGAACUUAGAUCCCCUAAAUGAUAAUUUGAUGGAAUUCCUUGGAGCCGUGGACGAAUUUUCCCCAGAAUUACUCUUCCUCUGAUGCAGUGGUGUAUUUGAUUGUGUCAGGAAGCUCUAUACAUGGACAGAUACAGAGAUAAGUUUAAGAGGCUGGAUGAGGCAAGCCCUAGGUCAUCUGUGCCUUCUGAAGUGGGAGGGGGAAGCAGCCUGAGGUUCAGCAUGCCUAGGUUUGGUUAUGCCUCGUUUAACCCACUAAAAUCUUUCAUGUCAGGGAUGAGAAAGGGUUCUGGAGGACUCAAAUCACUUAGACAAUCAAUUACAUCUGGUGCUCCAAAGACAGCUUUUGCGGAAGAUCUUAAAUCUUUUAACAAGAAUAUAUUCGAUCCCCAGGAAAAGUUUCUUCUGCGAAUGAAUAGAUUUUUCUUCUCGUCGUGUAUUCUUGCUGUUGCAGUGGAUCCGUUAUUCUUCUUCCUACCCAUCAUCAACAAUAGAGUCAACAAUUCAAAUUGCAUCGGUAUAGAUAAGAAAUUGGCAGUGACAUCAACAGUGCUACGGACUAUUAUUGAUUCUGUCUAUCUUAUUCGUGUGUUUCUUCAAUUCCGCACUGCUUAUGUUGCUCCAUCUUCUCGAGUGUUUGGAAGUGGCGAGCUUGUUAUUGAUCCAGUGCUAAUUGCGAUGCGGUACAUGAAAAGUUACUUUAUAAUGGACUUCUUUGCAUUGCUACCACUUCCACAGAUUGUUGUUUGGAGAUAUCUUCGCAUUUCUGAUGGUCCAGAUGUACUGUCUACAAAAAAUGCACUGGUUUGGGUUGUCUUGUGUCAAUACAUUCCAAGGUUGCUAAGGAUAUUCCCUGUGACCAAAGAUCUGAAAAGGACAGCUGGUGUAUUUAUUGAAACUGCCUGGGCUGGUGCUGGUUACUAUCUUCUCUGGUUUAUGCUGGCUGGUCAUAAUGUUGGUACUCUGUGGUACUUCUUAACCAUAGAGCGCGAAGAUAGUUGCUGGCGUUUCAGCUGUCAUCGAGAAAAUGGAUGCGAUACCAGCUACUUGUAUUGUAGUGAAAACCAUGGUGUCAGUAAUAGCUAUAACAGUUGGAGUAUUAGUUCCCAAGUAUUUAAUCAGUGCGAUGGUACCAAUGAUGAUUAUUUCAACUUUGGUAUCUAUAAGCAAGCCUUGGUCUCUCAAAUACUUGAACCAGGAAAUAUUAUCUCUAAAAUUUGUUAUUGCUUCUGGUGGGGAUUACAGAAUCUAAGUACCCUUGGUCAAGGGUUUACAACAAGCACAUAUCCUGGAGAGGUGUUAUUCUCUAUUGCAAUAUGCAUCCUUGGACUGAUCCUUUUUGCGCUCCUCAUUGGUAACAUGCAGACCUACCUUCAAUCAGUUGCUAUACGCCUUGAAGAGAUGAGAGUUAAGAAGCGUGACGCUGAGCAGUGGAUGCAUCACCGUGCACUGCCCCCACAAAUCAGAGAACGGGUAAGGCGGUAUGAACGGUAUAGGUGGUUGGAGACCAGAGGAGUAGAUGAAGAAAAUUUGGUUCAGACCCUUCCCAAAGACCUUAGGAGGGACAUCAAACGCCAUCUCUGUUUGGGUUUAGUGAAAAGGGUUCCUUUGUUUGAGAAUAUGGAUGAAAGAUUGCUUGAUGCAAUAUGCGAGCGAUUAAGACCUGCACUCUACACUGAAAACGAAUACAUUUUGAGGGAAGGUGAUCCAGUGGACGAGAUGCAAUUUAUUCUCCAUGGCUGCUUGGAGAGUGUGACCACCGAUGGGGGCCGAAGUGGAUUCUUCAACAAGGUCCAGCUAAAGGAGGGUGAUUUCUGUGGCGAUGAGUUGCUCACUUGGGCACUGGAUCCCAAGUCUGCUGCUAAUUUCCCAGCUUCUUCCAGGACUGUGAAAGCUCUUUCUGAGGUCGAGGCAUUCGCCCUGUGUGCUGAGGAGCUGAAAUUUGUGGCCAGUCAGUUCAGGAGGCUGCACAGCAGGCAGGUUCAGCACACAUUCCGGUUCUACUCCCAGCAAUGGAGGACUUGGGGAGCCUGCUUCAUCCAAGCAGCUUGGCGCCGCUACUGCAAGCGGAAGAUGGCUGAGCAGCGCCGCAGGGAGGAAGAGGCUGCGAACCGCCAGAGCAGCAGCGGCGGCCCUAGCCUUGGAGCAACCAUCUAUGCGUCUCGCUUCGCAGCCAACGCGCUCCGGGGAGUCCACAGGCUUCGGAGCAAGACUGUUCCUGCCAUUGUGAGGUUGCCAAAGCCUCCUGAACCAGAUUUUGGUAUCGAUGACGCUGACUAACAAAACAAUCAUCACACUUUAAAAUGCCUGUACUUGACUACUUGAGCAGUUAACAGAAGGUGCCUGUAGAUUGUGUACAAAAUUCAAAGACGGAUGCAGAACAUUACGCUUGUAAAAGUUCACUAUAGAAGAUGCAAAUGUAUAAUGCUUUUUUGCCA
Brachypodium distachyon (stiff brome) is the source of this 2714-nucleotide messenger RNA. Its product is annotated as probable cyclic nucleotide-gated ion channel 5. NCBI's taxonomy places the organism in Eukaryota, Viridiplantae, Streptophyta, Magnoliopsida, Poales, Poaceae. The record is from RefSeq and is a predicted model, not a curated record. Gene Ontology annotation, molecular function: protein binding; voltage-gated potassium channel activity. The coding region runs from base 400 to 2556 and encodes 718 amino acids. Gene Ontology annotation, cellular component: membrane. The transcript has 8 exons. Gene Ontology annotation, biological process: potassium ion transport; transmembrane transport.